Messenger RNA from Drosophila serrata, 537 nucleotides. Its product is annotated as cathepsin L-like peptidase. Lineage: Eukaryota; Metazoa; Arthropoda; Insecta; Diptera; Drosophilidae. Gene Ontology annotation, molecular function: cysteine-type peptidase activity. Gene Ontology annotation, biological process: proteolysis. The record is from RefSeq and is a predicted model, not a curated record.
AUGGUAAGCAACUGGGAGUGGACUGCAUACAAGCUAAAGUACAACAAGCACUACCCGCCGGAGCACGACUAUAUCCACCAAUGGCGUUACAGCGCAGUUGCCGAAGUUGUUCGCAGGAACCACAGAGAGUACGCUGAGGGCAGGGUGGCCUACUUGCUGAAUAUCAACGAAUUCUCCGAUACCGAUCGGAAAGACCGGAAGGCGAGUGGCAAUGUCAUUCUCGAACCAGAUGAAAAAAAGAUGGCUGAAGUGGUCUACAACAUUGGACCUGUGACAGUGUCCCUGGAUCAUCUUUACCCCGAAUUUUAUGAGUAUUCCCAAGGCAUCUUAAGCAUACCGGAUUGCAGAAAUGGGAAGGGAUUUCUUAAACACUCGAUGCUCGUAGUGGGUUUUGGAACAGAUCCGGUGGGACGUGACUACUGGCUGAUCAAGAAUUCCUUUGGCGAGAAAUGGGGCGAAAACGGAUAUGUGAGACUUGCUCGCAACGCUGGCAAUAUGUGUGGUGUCGCCACUUUUGCCCAAUAUCCAGUUUUCUAA